Messenger RNA from Parasteatoda tepidariorum (common house spider), 2860 nucleotides. RefSeq lists its product as uncharacterized. The record is from RefSeq and is a predicted model, not a curated record. Lineage: Eukaryota; Metazoa; Arthropoda; Arachnida; Araneae; Theridiidae.
AAAACACCGCCAAUCUCGUCUUUGCAAAAAGAUAAUCUAUAAACCCCCGCCAAACUGCUGCAACCAGUUACUAAAUCAUCUAUCGGCUGAUAAAGAUAAUGUGAGAGGUUGUGUGUUAGGAGAGGAAAUUUAAAAACAUCCACAAAUAAAGAAAAACAGCUUUGGUGAGCGAGUUGCUUUUUCACCUCGAGUUGUUAAGCGGAGAUUAAGCGGUUCCGGUGGUGAAUUAGAAAGUUGAACUGUGUGAAUUAAGAGGAAUCGCUUGAUCCUUAGAAGAAAAGUGAGGGAGUUUUAAAGAAAAAGAUUAUUGCUUGAUUUUUAACCCUUGAUUGCUUUUUCGUUUGUUUCCUUGGUACAUUUAAUAUGUCUGGAGUGUGGUUUGUUGUGAGUAUUCCGACCGAGUCUUUUGAGAGGAAGUUGAGACACCCAGAAGAUUUGAGAAAGGAGAAACCCCAAGAAAAUAAUCGACCAAAUGGUUUAAUUCAAGCUGACAUACACAAUGAAGAAAAUAAUUAUCGGAACAAUAAAAAUAGUUCAAAUUCCCCGCCGGAAAAAAAAGAAAGAAAAUAUGAUGAUGAUGAUGACGAAAAAUGUCUUGAAUGGCAUUUGAAGGAUUGCCUAGAAAAAUUGGCAAUUUACGAUGCAGUAUGGAUAUUAUCAAAAGAUCAAACAUUCCAUCAGAUAUUCUUUCCUUGUGAAGGACCUGGUAUGGAAUGUGAUUUUGUUCUUCAGACCAUAAAAGAACGUGGAAUAGGUGAAAAAGGACUCUCAACUAUUGGAAUUAUGCCCUGUGAUGUUUUUUAUCGUGAUUAUGGUGAUGGUGAAGAUGACCAAGGAGAAGAUUCUGAAAAAGAAAAAGACGAUCAAUUACAAGAAAAGAAGGGAAAAGGUUUUAAAGCAAUGCAAAAAGAGUUUCUUAAAUCUGUCACCGCAAGAUUAACAGUUGCACAAGUCGUCGAGCGAGUCAGAAGUGAUGGAUCUUUGUCAUUUGAUUUCAUUAUGUUUGUUUUCAUCGCAAGUUGCAUAGCAGCUCUUGGUCUUAGUGAGAACAGUGCAAUUAUCAUCGUAGCAGCUAUGUUAAUAUCACCUAUUAUGGGCCCUAUUAUGGCUUUCACAUUUGGUAUAACUAUUCGAGACAAGAAGCUGAUAAAAAUGGCUCUAAGAACAGAACUCAUAGGACUUACAACUUGUUUGAUUUCAGGUUUUCUAUUUGGUUUCAUUUGUGGAAAUUUCAGUGAAACUUGGGGAGCUGGAAAAUGGCCUACUCCUGAAAUGGCAGGAAGAGGUGCGUUGAGGAGUUUGUGGGCUGGCUGCUUGAUUGCACUUCCUUCAGGAGCUGGAGUUGCUAUGUCGGUUCUAGGAGGAAAUGGAUCUUCUUUAGUAGGGGUCGCAAUCUCAGCCUCACUUCUGCCACCAACAGUCAACUGUGGUAUAUUAUGGGGAUUAGGUGCCAUAAAAACUGUAAGGAGCUUAUACCAGAAUACGUUGGUUGUGUAUGACAUUUAUAACCAUACUGUGAAGCCAGCCUUACUGCCUCCAGAUACGUACACCCCACAGUAUUUUCCCCUCAUGGAUAAAGAAUGUGCUGUUUUAGGAAUUGUCAGCUUCUUACUCACCAUACUUAACAUCAUUUGUAUUGUCAUCGCCGCUUUGAUCAUCUUAAAGAUCAAAGAAGUAGCACCAAAUACUGCAGAUCAAGCUGUUUCCCGUUUCUGGAAGCACGAUGUGAAGGUUGCCAGAGAUUACAAUAAAACUUUAGGUGAAAAUGAAGGUGAAGAUCUUGGGAAACAAUUUUUGCAAGAAUGGGCGAAUUUGAAUGGAAUUGAUCCAAACACAUUGAAUGAUGAUUCAGAAGAAAGUCGCCUUACAAAACUACAAACGUUGAUGGAUAUUGUUGAGGAUGCGGCAGAUGAUGAAGUAUUCCGAUCUAUAUCUAUGAAUGUUCCAGCACCUGCUGCUGAUAGUGUAACUAGAAGACUGAGUAUUGCUCCAGGAAUGACGUUAGGUGACGCAGCAGGUCCACUUAGAAGAGCUAGUUUAGCACCCGGUGGCAUGAGGGCUAGCCAGAUGAAGAAACGAAGACAGAGCAGAUUACCAAGUCUAAUGGAUGCAGUGGCUGAAGACGAAGGCGAAGAUAAAAGAACCCCCAUUCCGAGAAAGAGCCUUGUCUAUAACAAACCUCUCCAAAAUCCCGAAAACCCCUAUUCCAUGUGGCCGUCCAGGACUCGCAUUCAAGAAAUGACCAGGUUUAAUGUAUCCCCGGUUACCGGGGACGGCGUUACCCCCCUUCCCAAUAUAAGAGGUCCCAGAGGUCCAAGAAGGAAAAGUUGCUUUCCUGCCCAAGUGAGCCAAAGAACCCAUGCUCCAUCCCUACAGAAGCAAUCCUCCGGGGACAAGACAGAGACUACUGCUAUGUGAGACUACCAGAGACCAUUUGUGAAGAAGACGACUUUUUUUUUUCUUUUUUUGAAUCUGCUUUUCGGCAUUUUUUGAAUCACUGAUGCAUGUCUAUCUCAUUGUUUCGAUAUUAACAAAUAUGACGAAAUAAUGAGGCCAAUUUUGUAAAGUAAGAAUGUCGAGCAUUCUAACGAACAAGUACUGUGAUUUUGUAUUAUUUAGUCAUAUCAUUUUGUCGGAAAUUGAAGUACAUAUUUCAUUAAAAAAAUAUUCAAAAUUUACACCCGAUUUAUUGAUGCUUCUUUGCAACACUAUCAAAAGCAGUAGGAUUACUUGUAAGUGAUUUGUUUAAAUAAAUUUUAUUUUAAAUUAACCACUAGAUAAUUUGCCGUGCAAAUUUUGAUUUUUCAAUGUAGUAAUUUGCAAUUGUCGUUUACAAUUCAGUAGCAAUAACCAUGAGUAC